Molecule: messenger RNA, 602 nt
Organism: Rhizophagus irregularis DAOM 181602=DAOM 197198
Lineage: Eukaryota; Fungi; Glomeromycota; Glomeromycetes; Glomerales; Glomeraceae
Molecular function (GO): zinc ion binding
Source: RefSeq, a predicted model, not a curated record
UGGAAUUGUAUAUAUGGCGCAACCGCAACCGCAACCACAACAUGUUAUAAAUAUGGUACCCGCCGUACCAGCAGCUGCGCCAAUUGGUUAUUCUCAUUACCCCGUUGUAGUUAUUUGUCCUUAUUGUCGUAAUAACGUUACUACUAUUGUAAAUGAAACUCCUGGAAAUACCGCUUACCUUUGGUCUUUUAUUUUAUUUUUGAUUUGUUGUCCUCUUAUGUGGGUACCUUGCGUUAUGUCUAGUUGUUUGGAUAAAAUUCACACUUGUCCUAGUUGUAGAAAUGUUUUGGCGCAAGUUAAAGCUUGAAUAACUUAAGAUCUUUUAAAAUUCUGAUUAAUGAGAUUAAUGAAAAAAAUAUAUUAUUUUUUAUAUGAUGAAAUCUUUAGACGUAUUUUAACGAGUACAAAAUUAGUAUCUCAGUUUUUUUUAGGACGUCACACAGUAUGUAGGGUAUUUGUCCAUACAUGCAUAUAACCUAAAAACAAUACAUAUAAUGUAUACUUGGUUUUUGACCAAAAAUCCAUUGUAUAUAAAUACUUAAUAUACGGUUAAUUAAUAAAAAAUUUACAUAAUCAUUUACAUAAAAGAAAUUUAUAACAUU